Salvia hispanica is the source of this 935-nucleotide messenger RNA. RefSeq names its product putative NAD(P)H dehydrogenase (quinone) FQR1-like 1. The record is from RefSeq and is a predicted model, not a curated record. Lineage: Eukaryota; Viridiplantae; Streptophyta; Magnoliopsida; Lamiales; Lamiaceae. Gene Ontology annotation, molecular function: FMN binding; NAD(P)H dehydrogenase (quinone) activity. Gene Ontology annotation, cellular component: membrane.
CACCACAUACUAGUCAAAUCUUCUCUCUCCAAUGUGGGCAAUAUAUUAAUGGCACAUCCCACUCUCCACCAUUGCAACAUUACAUUCAUCCACCUACUACUUCACACAAGAGAGAGAAACUCCCUUCAUUGCAAUGGCCAAAGUCUACAUAGUCUACUAUUCCAUGUACGGACAUGUUGAGAAGCUGGCACACGAGAUCAAGAAAGGCGUUGAAUCCGUGGAAGGAGUGGAAGCCAAAUUGUGGCAGGUGCCCGAGACUCUCUCUGACGAGGUUCUCGCAAAGAUGGGAGCCCCGGGAAGAAGCGAUGUGCCGGUGAUCACCCCGAAUGAGCUAACUGAGGCUGAUGGCAUUAUAUUUGGCUUCCCAACUAGGUUUGGGAUGAUGGCUGCUCAAUUCAAGGCGUUCUUUGAUGCGACCGGUGGUCUGUGGAAGACCCAGGCUCUGGCUGGCAAGCCGGCCGGGAUCUUCUUCAGCACCGGGUCCCAGGGAGGCGGACAAGAGACUACAGCAUUGACCGCGGUCACGCAGCUCACCCAUCAUGGCAUGUUAUUUGUGCCAAUUGGGUACACGUUUGGUGGUGGCAUGUUCGAGAUGGAGAAGAUUAAGGGUGGCAGCCCUUAUGGUGCGGGGACGUUCGCAGGAGACGGGACGAGGCAGCCUUCAGAAAUCGAGCUCGGACAAGCUUUCCAUCAAGGGAAAUACUUUGCAGGAAUUACAAAGAAGCUCAAAUAAGUUGACUAAUAUCAUCAUACCAGACUAUGCAUCUCUACGAUUUUAUUUGUAUUUUAUCCAAUUUCUGCUUUGAUUUUUAAAAUUAUGCUAUUUGAGUUUUUGAAGUGUAUGUCAUAGAUAUAUAAUAAUGGUGUAUUAUAUAUGGCUAUCCUAUUUGUGUAGAACUAUAUAUUGAGAUUGAUGCAUUUGGUUACACAUUUAA